Molecule: messenger RNA, 303 nt
Organism: Chondrus crispus (carragheen)
Lineage: Eukaryota; Rhodophyta; Florideophyceae; Gigartinales; Gigartinaceae
Exons: 1
Coding region: 1-303 (100 amino acids)
Source: RefSeq, a predicted model, not a curated record
AUGAUUGGUGUGAGAUGCAAAAUUUGCAUACGGCAACUGGGGGAUUCUAUUUUUCGUGAGCCUGUCGUUGCGCGCCCUGCGGUCGUUGCGAGUAUAAUCUCGGAGGUCGCCUCCGAGCAUUGGCCUUUUCCAAUUGUUGAACUCAUUUCUUACAUCUUGCUUACUCGACAGCCGUAUGCGCAACUUGCGUACCUUCCUACUCUGGUCGCUUCGAAACAAAAAAAAAAUGUCAAAGACCUGCACAACAGUUGCAGAUUUCUAUCCACUAUGUUCCCUUACGUAAAUUCCAUUGGAUCAACAUGA